Syngnathoides biaculeatus (alligator pipefish) is the source of this 1755-nucleotide messenger RNA. It is a transcript of the gene orc4, whose product is annotated as origin recognition complex, subunit 4. Gene Ontology annotation, cellular component: nuclear origin of replication recognition complex; nucleus. Gene Ontology annotation, biological process: DNA replication; DNA replication initiation. Lineage: Eukaryota; Metazoa; Chordata; Actinopteri; Syngnathiformes; Syngnathidae. The transcript has 14 exons. The record is from RefSeq and is a predicted model, not a curated record. Gene Ontology annotation, molecular function: DNA replication origin binding; ATP hydrolysis activity. The coding region runs from base 152 to 1456 and encodes 434 amino acids.
AACGACUACAACAGCGGCAUUGCAGUAAAAAACCGGAAGUACAAAAUCGUGUCCAUUUCCCCGCCUCUUUCAGACAUCUGCAAGACUGAGUCGCUGCGUUUGGAAUCAGAACCUUUUUCCCUUGGCACAUUCUUUCUAGUGUCACGUGACCAUGAGUAAACGGAAGUCCAAAGAUGCUCCAAUGCCAAUUGGCGAUUGUAUCGCAAAGCUCCACAAGUGUCUGAGGGCGCGACUUUGCCAUGGGCAGCUUCCCAGCAGGCUGGAAGCAUCUGAGGCCCAACACACACACUUGCUGGGGUUGCUCACACGAACUGCUAUCCACGGAGAAAGUAAUUCUGUGCUCAUCGUAGGUCCCAGGGGAUCGGGGAAAAGUGCGCUUCUCAAGUGUGUGCUAAGAGACCUGCUGCAGGAGAAGGAAGUGGAGAAAAACCUCCUGCAGGUUCACCUCAAUGGCCUCUUACAGACUGAUGACCGAAUAGCCCUGAAAGAAAUCACACGACAACUCAACCUGGAAAAUGUUGUUGGGGACAAAGUAUUUGGGAGCUUUGCAGAGAACCUGGUCUUCCUGCUGGAGGCACUGAAGAAAGGCGACCGCAAAACCACCUGUCCAGUCUUGUUCAUUCUGGAUGAGUUUGACCUGUUUGCUCACCACAAGAACCAAACUCUGCUUUACAACUUGUUGGACGUUUCUCAGUCGGCCCAAGCACCAGUCGCUGUGGUUGGCCUCACCUGUAGGCUGGAUGUCCUCGAGUUGUUGGAGAAGCGGGUGAAAUCACGCUUUUCCCACCGUCAGAUCCACUUGUUGAAAGGUCUUAGCUUCACUCAGUACCUGGAGCGAGUCCGAUCCCAGCUCAGCCUGCCGGAUGACUUUCCCGUCGGGAAGUUCGCUCAGGACUGGAACAGCAGCGUGCAGAGUUUUUGUGAAGAUAAAUCCGUAGAGGAUACUUUACGGAGACAUUUUAACUCCAGUACAGACUUCCGCUCUUUGCACAUGCUGCUGAUGUUGUGCUUAAGCCGCAUCUCCAUCGUAAAUCCUACCAUCAAGCCUGCAGACGUCCUGGAAGCCAGCAGACUGUGGUUCAGCGACGCAAAGUCCAAUAUGCUUCACGGUCUUUCCAUCCUGGAGCUGUGCUUGGUCAUUGCCAUGAAACACCUUAACGAUGUCUACGAAGGAGAACCCUUCAACUUCCAGAUGGUUCACAACGAGUUUAAGAAGUUCCUGCAGAGAAAGUCAAACUCAAUGUACAAUUUUGAGCAGCCCGUUGUCAUGAAGGCCUUUGAGCACCUGCAGCAGCUGGAGUUAAUUCAACCUGUUGAUGGCUCUUCAACCAAAACUCAGAGAGAAUACCAACUGAUGAAACUCACACUAGACAACUGUCAGAUCAUGGAGGCUCUGCAGAAGUACCCACAAUGCCCCACAGAUAUUAAGCAGUGGGGUAUGUCUGCAUUUGGUUAGGAUUUCAGUCAUAACCUUGUGAGAGAGUCUGUCACUUUGUUGCUGUACUUUUGUCCUCCUAAAACAGUAAAUCUACAUUUUAAUGGAACUGCCAGAGAGGUAUUAGGGGCCAUUCUAGAAUUGGAGGACACUUUUGCUUUCUGUGUAAUUUCAAAUUCCCGCCACAAUACAGAAAUGUUCAAUUAAUUCAUGUACAUGGUAGGUGUCCUGCAGCAAAAUGUAAAUAGUUGUAAUUAAAGUAUUCCAACUUUUAAAUAUUAUUUUACACCAAAUAAAACAAUUCUUUAUCAAGACCCUGA